This is a messenger RNA of Puccinia graminis f. sp. tritici CRL 75-36-700-3, 267 nucleotides long. RefSeq lists its product as uncharacterized. The transcript is spliced from 3 exons. The record is from RefSeq and is a predicted model, not a curated record. Bases 1 to 267 code for a protein of 88 amino acids. Lineage: Eukaryota; Fungi; Basidiomycota; Pucciniomycetes; Pucciniales; Pucciniaceae.
AUGAAAUUAUCCAACGUGUUCUCAAUCUCCUCAGUAUUCCUUCUCCAGGGCGCAGUCACUUAUGUCCAAGGGUUUGGAUUAAUUCCUGCCCAUUGGAUCGAUGCGGCAUCCACCUACGAUUGCGCUUCCGACCAGAAUCGCUUCAUCACGGUGGCAUGUUGUGCCCACGUUGAGGACACGCAACAACAAUUACCUUCUGCCACCUUCAUAAAUAACUGUAGGAAACUCGAUGGAACUCAGUUCACAUGGCCGUUGCCAGUGAUCUAG